Messenger RNA from Cryphonectria parasitica EP155, 604 nucleotides. RefSeq lists its product as uncharacterized. The record is from RefSeq and is a predicted model, not a curated record. The transcript has 2 exons. NCBI's taxonomy places the organism in Eukaryota, Fungi, Ascomycota, Sordariomycetes, Diaporthales, Cryphonectriaceae. The coding region runs from base 22 to 543 and encodes 173 amino acids. Gene Ontology annotation, molecular function: protein tyrosine phosphatase activity. Gene Ontology annotation, cellular component: cytoplasm; nucleus.
AGCACCAUAUUCAGACGCACCAUGUCUCGUUUCACGAUAGCUAAUCUGCAUCGUAUGGAGGUUGCAGCGCUGUCAGAACAGCUGCUUGCCCUCAAGUCUCCGGACAAUUCCAUCGCAAUCAUCGACGUUCGCGACGGUGACCAUAUUGGCGGCCACAUCAAGGGCUCGCGAUGGGUUCCCUCCCACCAGUUCGACGAGUGGCUCCCCACUCUCCUCCGCCAGCUCCAGAACACCAACACCGUCGUCUUCCACUGCGCCCUGUCGAAGCAACGUGGGCCCAGUGCCGCCCUACGAUACAUACGAGAGCGAGAGGCACAAUACGGUCCCGAGUCUGUGGCUGCGCCAGGUGAUUUGCAGGGCAACAGCGGCAGCCACGAUGCUACCAAGGAAGCUGCGGCAGGCGAAGAGGUCGACAAGAAGCAGCAGCCAGUUGCGCAAAAGAUCUGUGUCUUGAGGGGAGGCUUCUCCAAGUGGCAAGAGUCUCAUGGCCCAGACGAGCGCCUCACGGAAGCGUAUGUGAAGGAUCUAUGGGAGGACUACUGAGCGGCAGAUAUCGCACGAGCAAGGUACUCCGAUUCAGGACUCCCGAUUGUACGGCGAAAGC